Messenger RNA from Coregonus clupeaformis (lake whitefish), 1584 nucleotides. RefSeq lists its product as uncharacterized. The coding region runs from base 216 to 962 and encodes 248 amino acids. The transcript has 5 exons. NCBI's taxonomy places the organism in Eukaryota, Metazoa, Chordata, Actinopteri, Salmoniformes, Salmonidae. The record is from RefSeq and is a predicted model, not a curated record.
GCUAUCCAGCCAACUCUUAAGUGUGUGUGUGAGGAAGUGUGUGUGUGUUAUUUCUUUGAGUAGAAAGAAUGAAGUAAGGAAAAUACGUUCGAGGUUAUUUGCGCUCUGUGUCCGCGAAUGGUAACCCAGGAUCCCUUUUAAAUCAUUUCACUUGACGGUGAAACCUGGAAGUGGAAACUUUAUAACUGUGAAAAGUCACAGGACUUGGGGUCACCAUGGGGCAUUGGUGGUGCUGGCUACUGGCGACCUUGCUAUGGGUAUCCACGAUAACAACACCGUGCCUUGGCCAGAGUGGUGACAGUGCCGACUGGGGCUCGGGCUUCGAUAUCUCCAUGACGACCCUCGGCACCAACAACAACACGUCCUCCUCCCAGGAGCCCGGAGAUUACCCUGCGGGGUCAGAAACAGAGACAGGAGAAUCGUGGGUAAAAACACCACCACCAACAUCACCUCCACCACCACCUAAGCCAGUGCUCCACUACGAGCCGGAGCCAGACGAGUGCUCCGUCCACUUCAGCACCAGUCAGGCCUCCGCCAGACGCCUCAAGGCCCAGAGAGAGGAGCUGGCCUAUCUAAAGGCUAUACAGCAUGGGAACCAGGCGGUGGUGGAGAACCUAGUCCAGUACGUCGGAGCAGAGCUGGGGGAGGGGCAGCGCUACGAGGACGUCAUCGAGGAAAACAUAGUGGGCAUUAGGGAGGAGCAGCAGAGUUGUAACGGUGUGGUCCAGAAGGUGGUGGAGGAUCUGGAUGGACAGCUGGAAGGAGAUGUACUGGAGGCUCUGGCUGGGAUACUGAAAAUCAAAGAGGAAUCCCUGGCGUUCGAGGGCCUCCUCCAGGCAACAGCAGACAUCGCCAUGAGGCUGGAUAGCUUGUCUCAGACCCUCCACGCCUCCUUCACCAAACAGCUCAAAGACUCUCAAAACUUGACAUCGCUAAAGAGACUUACUACCCUCCAUCGCUAAGGAGACCGCCUGGUCCCAGAUCUGUUUGUGCGGUCUCGCCAACUCCUAUGGUCAUUGCUGUGACUCUCUUGUAGCCUGGUUCCAGAUAUGUGUGUGCAAGACAGCACAAACAGCUCUGGCAUCAGGCAACUAAGGCUUAGAAUCAAGUGUAAAGCGGUGAUAGCCGACACCCACAUAGCUGAUGUUUUUCCGGUGUCGGAGGUGUCCCUGCGUAGGAGCUUGUCAAAUCGGUGAGCAGAAGCUCAUGUGAUCAUUGUCAUGAAGUUCAGAACAAGAAAGUAUAGGCUAUAUAGAAAUAAUUACGCUGAAACUGAAAAUCAUUCAACUAAAUAAUGAAGAUUUAUAUUAGCCUAAUCGAGGUGUAGAUUACAUCUCACACUCCAGUGUUUGAAUUCACUCUUAAUGCGACUCCGUGCAGCCAAUUGCAAUGUCCACUUUAGGUAUAAAUCUGGGAGCUGCUUGUGGAUUGGACAGCUCUAACGCAUUCCACCUCCGACACGGCCAAAACAACCGCUAUGCAGAUAUCUGCUAGAAUCUAGCCCUAAAGAGAACUCUCUAUGGACUUCUCCCUCCUACACUUCUUCUCUCCCUCCUACUCUUCUUCUCUCCCUCCUACUCUUCU